Girardinichthys multiradiatus is the source of this 1593-nucleotide messenger RNA. RefSeq names its product cdc42 homolog. Gene Ontology annotation, molecular function: GTP binding; GTPase activity. The coding region runs from base 248 to 1120 and encodes 290 amino acids. Gene Ontology annotation, biological process: small GTPase-mediated signal transduction. The transcript is spliced from 5 exons. The record is from RefSeq and is a predicted model, not a curated record. Lineage: Eukaryota; Metazoa; Chordata; Actinopteri; Cyprinodontiformes; Goodeidae.
UGGCGUUGUGCUUGGUAAGCCUCUUAGGACGCACGACCACGACAGAUGUAAAGAAUGCCAAUCAGCUGCUCCCGCUGAGCAGAGAAACUUCACACACAGUCUCUUCUACGCCUCUGACACACUUCACAGUAAAACAGCUUAGCGGGCAACCUAAACACCAACAGAACCACGUCAGGAAGAUGGUCUGAGGCACAUCUGAAUCGACUUAUAUUUCAGACAAAAUCCAGUUCCGUAAGCAGAGAGCGGCAUGUUACCCCGCUAUGUCGGGAACCAGAAGCCCUGCCGUGUUUCAGAGCCGUUUGAUGGAGGAGACCGUCCCUCGGUCCCGCCGCGGUGCUGCAAGAACCGGGACUUCCCUGUGAACAUAAGGCGCCGCUGGUCCGGCUCCACUCCUGAGCGCAAGGUAAACUGCGUUCUGGUCGGGGACGGAGCCGUGGGCAAGAGCAGCCUUAUCAUAAGCUACACCACCAACGGAUAUCCCACAGAAUAUGUUCCCACGGCGUUUGAUAACUUCACUGUGAUGGUUGUGGUUGAUGGGAAACCAGUCAGACUACAGCUGUGUGACACUGCUGGACAGAAAUGGGGGCCAGUUGAUGGGUCAGUUAAUGAUGAGUUGGAGCGCCUCCGACCGCUCUACUACAAGAAUGCUGAUGCUUUCCUCCUCUGCUACAGCGUGGUUCGCCCCUGCUCUUUCCAUAACCUCAACAACAAAUGGAUUCCUGAGAUCCGUCAACUCUGCCCCAGUGUUCCUCUGGUACUGGUUGGUACCCAGUUGGACCUAAGAGAAGACGUGCAAGUUUUGAUCCACCUAGCACAGAACCAACAGCGGCCAGUGACCACCGAGGAAGGCCAGAGGCUGGCCCUGGAGCUAGGGGCGGCGGGCUUCGCAGAGUGCUCAGCGCUGACUCAGAAGAAUCUGAAGGACACUUUUGAUGCUGCCAUCUUGGCCAGCUUUGAGCAGACAGACAGUAAUGUGGUCCAGCAGCAGAGGCUGACUCUGAGGAAGAAGACCCCCGAUAAGAUUAAGAGGCUUUCAGAGAGCUGGUGGAGGAAGCUCAACUGUUUGAUUGCCUCUUCAGUGCAUUUCUAUGGUGACUUCUGCGCUUUGUCUUUUGCUUGAAAAACACAAGAGGUGUCUCAUCACACAGACUAAUUGAGACAGCAAAAUGUGUCUCUACCUCAGAAAUCAGUCUCAGAAUGUGAGGCAGAGCAUUCCCUACAUGGUUCUGCUGUGAUCUUGAGUAAAGCUUAAGAUUACAUCCUCUCUUGGCUUUGCUCUCUGAUUCAGAGCUGACCUGUUGGAACCUCCUCUAAUAGAAGAGGACAGGACCACCUGGACUGGAUUAGAACAGCAUAUGGAGCCCGAUUUCCUUACCACAGAGACAUCACGCCUCAAGAAGAAAGACAAGCUGUUCACUCCACUUUAAAGAUAAUACAGUGCCAUUUAAAGGUGUACAUCUACUCGCCAUGGUAAUCAAUGCCAAAAUAAUUGACAGGAAAUGUUGAAAUGAUAUUCAGUCAUCUCUCAUGUAAUACAGGCUGUGGCCAACUGGAGGCAAUGAUGGAAAAUAAAUAUUGAAAAUGGCUGCUUGA